Molecule: messenger RNA, 1664 nt
Organism: Striga asiatica
Lineage: Eukaryota; Viridiplantae; Streptophyta; Magnoliopsida; Lamiales; Orobanchaceae
Source: the annotation of a GenBank genome assembly
CGAUUUUUAUUCCUACGUCAUACAGCACCUUCUCCCAUCCGCAUACGUACCUCGAUUCUUUACGUUCCCGGUGCACAACAGGACAAAAUUACAACCAAUCAAAGGUCCACAUACACUCUCUGUGGGACCCACAAAAAACCCAACUACCCAAUCAUAUUGCAGAAAGCCCCCGUCCGUGGGCCCCGCCGGAGUAGCCUUAUAAAGGCUUAUCAAGCAACCGAGAACCCGCCUCCGCAGACCCACAAUCGCCUCCGCCGCUGUUCCUCCCCUUCCCCUCGUCGGAGCCAGAAACUCAGAACCAUGGCCCGAGCCUUACUGCUGCUCGCCGUUGGGGUCUUGAUCGCCGGCGCACAGGCCGGAUCGGAGUUCCUCGCCGACGAAAACCCGAUCAGACAAGUCGUUGCCGACGGUCUGCACGAGCUCGAGAGCUCUAUUCUACGGAUCGUCGGAAGCUCGCGGCGCGCACUCUCCUUCGCUCGAUUUGCUCACAGGUACGGGAAGAGGUAUGAGAGUGCAGAGGAGGUGCAUAAGAGAUUCCAGAUAUUUACAGAGAAUUUGAAGAUGAUCAAAUCGCAUAACAAGAAGGGUCUAUCUUACACUAUGGGAGUCAACUCGUUUGCUGACAUGACUUGGGAUGAGUUUCGUAAGCAUCGUUUGGGAGCAGCUCAAAACUGCUCUGCUACCACGAGGGGCAAUCACAAGCUGACUGCUGACGAACUUCCAGAAUCGAAAGACUGGAGAACAACUGGCAUUGUUAGCGCCGUCAAAGAUCAAGGUCACUGCGGAUCUUGUUGGACAUUCAGCACGACUGGAGCUCUUGAGGCAGCAUACUCACAAGCAUUUGGUAAGGGUAUCUCUCUAUCCGAGCAGCAGCUCGUGGACUGUGCUGGGAAUUUCAACAACUUCGGCUGCAAUGGUGGACUUCCCUCUCAGGCCUUUGAAUACAUCAAGUAUAAUGGCGGGCUUGAGACCGAGGAUGCGUACCCAUAUACUGCCAAGGAUGGAACCUGCAAAUUCUCGUCCGAAAAUGUCGGGGUCCGGGUGCUCGACUCUGUAAAUAUCACCCUGGGCGCAGAAGAUGAGCUGAAACAUGCUGUGGCAUUUUCUCGGCCUGUGAGUGUGGCUUUUGAGGUGGUUCAUGGUUUUCGGUUGUACAAAGAAGGAGUUUACACUAGCACUACUUGUGGCAGCUCCCCUAUGGAUGUGAACCAUGCUGUUCUUGCCGUUGGUUAUGGGGUCGAAAACGGUAUCCCAUACUGGCUCAUUAAGAACUCAUGGGGAGCUGAAUGGGGUGACAAUGGCUACUUCAAAAUGGAGAUGGGCAAGAACAUGUGUGGCGUUGCCACGUGUGCUUCCUACCCAGUCGUAGCUUAAUUACUGCAAAGGAGGCUUGGAUUUGGGAAGCCAUUUUGCUUUUGUUAAAUGGAUAACAAUAUCCUGUCAAGAGUUGAGCUUUCAAAAAAGUCGUGUGGUUGUACAAAAUAAGAUCCAAGAAAAUAUGGGCACUAUUCCUAUGGCGUCUUCUAAAUUAUUAUGAACACCUGAUGAUUAAUUUGUACAAUUCUGUAAGAAAUAUUAUAAUUUGUUUGUUUACUAUUGGUUUAAGGUAGCUUUCAGGGAUAAAUUCGACCAGGCCCUUAUGGUAUAAAAAUCAAGAUCGUGUG